CAUGCGCGUGGAUCGACAAAAUUACAUCGCAAUUAAAAACGAUGAAAAAAUWCACGAAAAGUCCAACUUAMAACCUUCUUUUGACGACCAUAUAGCAAGAAAUACACUCUAAAUCAUGGCUUAUUGGAAAGAGCUGAAUACCGUGUGUCUUGUCGUAUCAUUUGUGUUGUUAUUUCAGCUCUUUACCUCGGAAGCAGAGGACGACAACAUCUGUGCUCCUCGAGGACGAAACUGCUCAUGGUGYYUGAGUGAUGGCAACUGUGGUUUCUGCGAUGCUUGUGGAGACCACUGUCAUAAACCUGGGGCCAUUCACUCAUUAGAAAACUGUACAAACUGUGCUUCUUGUAUUCCUGGGACGCUUGGGGGCUCAAAGAAAGGAUUUGACUGUAGGACGGAGUGGUACUAUUAUGARAAGUGUCCUGAGAUUGUGAGUGAGCAGAAAACAGUUUAUGUGGAGAUAGCGUUAUAUCUAAUGAAUUUACACUCUGUGGAYUUAAAGGCUGGUACCUUUCACGCAGACUUUUAUCUCUAUUUUAAAGUUCCACCGGGUCAAACUACUUAUACCAAACAAAAAUGUAAAGAUGGUCUGAAAAACACGUGUUUUGAGGUGGUGAACGCUGCUGGCCAGGCAGAGGUAUCGAGUCACGAAGGGAAAUAUUUCCGUGUUAAAUCAGCUUUUAACUUUGCUGCUGAUCUACAAAACUAUCCUUAUGAUAAUCAAACGUUAAGAAUUGUCAUCCAAGAUAUGGAAAUGACAGCAAAAGAGCUUAGAUGGAAAUUAAUGGAGGGAUCCGGCGACAUUGACUUCAAGUUUCGUAGCGGUGUUUCUCCGACUCUUAACUACACAGGCUGGUUGUUUGACACUAACUCCUGGUCACAGCUUGUAUAUGAAAGGUAUAAUCCGUUUUUAGACCAAGGCGUGUCAAGAUACGAGUUCUUGUUUCAUAUGAGAAGACAUAAGCGUGCAGCUUUCUUCAAGAUAUUUCUUCCUCCAUUGUUUAUAGUAAUUGUGGUUUGUUUUUCUUUUUCAAUUCCUCCAAAAGACGCAUCAAUGAGAUUAUGGAUUGAUGGUUCUCUCCUAGUAUCUGCAGUAAUGUUUCACGCCACGACCAACGAACAAACCCCAGAUACACCGGAUUUAACGUUGGCAGAUCGGUUUAUGGUCGGUGUUUAUAGUUUUAUCUUCGUGUCAUUCAUCGUUACCAUAGUUAUGCUACGGUUGCAGCGCGAGAAUCAUCAUCAUUAUGCCAACAUAUUUUAUAGUGCCACUGAAUGGCUGGUUUGGUUCACGGCCCCCAUGUUCUUUUUCCUGUUGUACUAUGUCAAUCUAUCACUAUAUCAUGUGUUUCCAUGCGAGAUAGCUGUAUCAGUUGUGGCGUUACUGUUAAAGAAAGGUGCUUCGUUCUUAAAGAAACGAUUGUCGCGAAUAUUGAAAUUCGAGGAUCCGUUAAAGAAUGGUGACAGAUUAACAUCACCGAUUAGUGUUGACUGGAAGAAGAAGAUGGUGAAUGACACUCACCCUGAUGACUAUAUCCCACUCCUGCAGAACGAAGAUGACUUCAAUGACCAGAUGACACAUCCACGACGUGCACACUGCAAACCAUGUUUCCCUGGUAACAUCAAUGAUACUGAUGAACACCCCUGCCCAAAACAACAAGUAACGCCUAACAAGAAGGCGUGACACAAAUGAAUAGAUAAAAGCAAAAACAAGUGUGCGUAAAAAGUAACAACAAGAAAGCGUUGCAUAAAUGGGUGAAUGAGGAUAAUAGCAACAUAUGUGCGUGACAGGUAACGCCUAGAAAGAAAGCGUGACCCAAAUGGAAAAUGGUGCGUGACAAGUAACGCCCAAUGAAAAGCGAGAUAUAUAGAGUCGUACUWUAAAGUUAUUUUUGACAAUUAACGCUUUUCUCAAGUGCGUAACAGUAAAUCACGAACCAAGAAUUAUUAGGAAUUAAUUAAAAGCAACUGUACAGAAUUCAGGAAUUCAUCCCAAGUUAACGCUCCACAAGAAAGCGUGACACAUGUGCUUCACCUUAGGAGUCAUGCACUUAUCAAGAAUGGCAAGAAUAACUUAGAAAAUGCUUUAUGUUGAGGAGGACAUUUUAGAUGCUGAACAAGAAAGCGUGACACAAAGUUAUAUGCAAAGAAGCGACGUCUUGUAAGAAUACUUGACAAGAAAUUAUGUUCAAAACUAGAAGUAAACAUUUUCUUGCGAGAAUAUUCAACUUAAGCAAUCAAAACUUGCCAUUGUAGCUUGCUGAACAGAAAUGCGUAUUCUUGGUGCACA
Molecule: messenger RNA, 2287 nt
Organism: Exaiptasia diaphana
Lineage: Eukaryota; Metazoa; Cnidaria; Anthozoa; Actiniaria; Aiptasiidae
Exons: 13
Coding region: 116-1681 (521 amino acids)
Biological process (GO): signal transduction; nervous system process; chemical synaptic transmission
Cellular component (GO): synapse; neuron projection; membrane
Molecular function (GO): transmembrane signaling receptor activity; extracellular ligand-gated monoatomic ion channel activity; chloride channel activity
Source: RefSeq, a predicted model, not a curated record